Messenger RNA from Rhizophagus irregularis DAOM 181602=DAOM 197198, 1717 nucleotides. RefSeq lists its product as uncharacterized. NCBI's taxonomy places the organism in Eukaryota, Fungi, Glomeromycota, Glomeromycetes, Glomerales, Glomeraceae. The record is from RefSeq and is a predicted model, not a curated record.
AAAAAAAAAAAAAAAUUUUUUUCUUAUUAAAAUGUUACGACUCAAUAAAGAUGUAUUAAUAUUAAUUCUUGAAGAAUUAAAAGAAGAUGGAAAUUCACUUUAUUCUUGUCUUUUGGUUAAUAAAACUUUAUGCGAUAUCGCCGUUCUAAUUUUAUGGAAGAAUCCUUGGAAAUACGUAAAAAAAGACCAACCAUUAUUUAAUGUGAUCGUUUCACAUUUAUCAGAUAAAUCAAAAAUGGAAUUAUAUAAUAAUGGAAUUGAUUUAUUCACGAAUUCAUGUGAGAGACUUACGUAUAAUUAUAUUAGUUUUUGUAGAAAUUUAUGCUUAAACGGGUUAAGUCAAAUAAUUUAUACUAGUCAUAUUGCUGAACCUUUUAAGCGUAUGAUUGUAAAAGAUGAAUUAUUGAAAUUAUUUAUUAAUAAUAACACAAAAUUUACGAGUCUUUCAUUACCGGAUCAAUUAGGAGAUAAAAUACAUCGUAUCACGGGCGCCGAACAAUGUUUUUCAGAACUUGAAUAUCUUUAUUGUAGUACUAAUACAAGUCAGGAGAUAUUGGAAGGAUUUUCUACGAUAAGUAGGUCCAUCAAAAAAUUGGAAUUCGAUGUUUCACAGAUACAUUAUAAUGCUGGAAUUAUUAAAUUAAUUGAAUCUCAGAGAAAUUUAAAUUAUUUAAGUGGUAAUCUAGGAAAAAAGGACGUUUCUUUUUGUAAGGUUUUGGAAGAUACUUUAAUUAAGCAUGCAAAUAAUAUUCAAUAUUUAAAAAUUAGUUGGGAACCCGUUACAAAAAUUCUUUCAUAUCUUGGGAAUUUAAAAAGUUUAGAAAUUAAUUCACGUCACAUCACAAAUUGGGAUCAUUUAGUGAACGCUUCUACACCAAAUUUAAAAAUUUUAAGAACUCAAAAUAUUCCGUCUAAAAUUUUGGCAAAUUUUAUUAAAAAUACAAAAGGUCAUCUUACGGAAAUAUCGAUUCAAUUUCCAAUGUACGAUAGAGAGGAUAAAUAUCCUGGGGAGAAUAAUAAUUCUUUAAUUCGUUCUAUUUAUGAAAAUUGUUUAAAACUUCAAUAUCUUAAAUUAUCAAUUAAUAAUGAUGAUAUUGCGGAAUUUGAAAAAUUAUUUAUUAAUUGUCAACAUUUAGAUGGUUUGAUUUUAAAUAAUUCUACAAGAGAAAAUUUUAAUUGGGUGGAUUUAUUUAAUUCGUUAACGAGAUCUGCGCCCGCUAGUUUAUAUAAAUUCAAAUUUAUUUUUAAUGGCGAUAUUCUUUUAAGUACUUUUAGUUCAUUUUUCGAUAAUUGGAAGAGAAAUCGAAAGGAUAGUAAACCAAUUUUAUUAAAAAUAUUUUAUAGAAUGGAUUUCACUCAAAAUCAUAAAGUAUUAUUUAAUGAAUAUAAAAAUGAGGGAAUAAUUAAAACGUUUAGUUAUGAUCCUGCAGAAUUUGGAUUUGAUGAAUUUGAGUGGACUUAAGAUAUGUUGUAUGAUAUGUGUAUUUUAUUAUUAUGUAUUUAUUAUAUCCUUUUUAUACUAUUUUAUAUAUAUAUAUAAAUAUAUAUUAUAUAUAUGGGGGUGUAUAUAUAUAUAUUUUUUAAUAACAUUUUCAAAAAUAUGUAUUUUUUUUUCUUAUUUUUUUUUUUCAGCGCCUUAAUUGUAGCUGAUAUUAAGCAAAUAUUAAGAUAUUAAGCGAAUUUUUAAGUUAGAAUCUAUAUUAAUUAGAUAAUAAAU